CUUGGCUGGGCUGGUCUGGGCUGGCUAAGCCUUUCACCCUAUAAAAUGCAAAGUCAUAAACCCUAACCCCUUCCAGCGUUAUCGUCUUUGCAGAGAGAGGUUGAAAUUUUUAGCUUCAUUCAUUGUUGUUCUUAGGUGGGAAAGGGAGGAGUUACAAAUGUAUCUUCAGUUCUACAUAAACGAGAAAGGUGAUAAGGUGUACACCACCAAGAAGGAAUCACCACUGGGGCUUGCUACUCAAUCUGCUCAUCCAGCUCGCUUCUCUCCUGAUGAUAAAUUCUCAAGGCAAAGAGUUCUUCUAAAGAAGCGCUUUGGAUUGUUGCCAACCCAGCAGCCACCUCCAAAGUACUGAGUCUAUCAAGUGCUUUAUGCUGUAUUCUACUGGAGCUAUCUGAUAUGGAGCUUUCCUUCUAAAGUGCCAAAGAUUGUUCCUGUUUUUAUCCUUUCAAUGGCUAUGGAAGGUAGUUUAUUUGCUGCCAUAACGUAGCAGGACUGUUGUAGCCAAUAUUUGUUAUAUGAUUGAAAUGCAUGACAUUUUUGAAUGAUAUUUCAUGGAAUGCUAAUGAAUAGAUGGCCAAAUAUAUUAGUAACACAUUGUGGAAA
Hevea brasiliensis (rubber tree) is the source of this 603-nucleotide messenger RNA. Its product is annotated as H/ACA ribonucleoprotein complex subunit 3-like protein. Gene Ontology annotation, cellular component: box H/ACA telomerase RNP complex; box H/ACA snoRNP complex. Gene Ontology annotation, biological process: snRNA pseudouridine synthesis; ribosome biogenesis; rRNA pseudouridine synthesis. The record is from RefSeq and is a predicted model, not a curated record. Gene Ontology annotation, molecular function: box H/ACA snoRNA binding; telomerase RNA binding. The transcript has 4 exons. The coding region runs from base 158 to 352 and encodes 64 amino acids. Lineage: Eukaryota; Viridiplantae; Streptophyta; Magnoliopsida; Malpighiales; Euphorbiaceae.